GCGGCGGCCGAGCGUCCCCUUCCCCGCCACCCCCUCCCCCGGCCGGGGAACGCGGAAAAGGACCCUUGCCACUUUAAGUGACUCAGGAAGUGAAAGGAGGCCGCCGGCAGGGAAAGGGAAAGCGGAACCGGGGCGGCGGGGCCAGCGGCGCGGCGAUCUCGCCGGGGCCAGCGCGAAGCAAGGCGGCGCGCGGCGCGGGGGCCGACGGGGGCGCGGGGCCGCCGCGCCGGAAGUGCCCGCGCCGGCGGAGGAAGCGCAGCGGGCGCUGAGCGGCCGAGCCGGCGGGAAGGCCUCUCGCUCCUCGGCCCGGCGGGGUCUGGCGGGAGCGCCGGCGGCAGCGGCGCCGCGGCCCCAAGCCUGCCCCGAGACCCGGCGCGGCCAGUGCCCGGGACGGGACCCGGGCGGCGCGGAGGUCGGGAGGAAGCCGCGCGGAGCCCCGGCGCCGAGCUCCGAGGCCCAGCGGCCUGGGCCGCGUCACCGCAGCCACAUGGCCUCGGGAGGGGGCGCGGCCUUCGAGGAGCUGCCGCACGACGGCACGUGUGACGAGUGCGAACCCGACGAGGCCCCGGGGGCCGAGCAAGUGUGCCGAGAGUGCGCCUUCUGCUACUGCCGCCGCCACGCCGAGGCGCACGGGCAGAAGUUCCCCAGCCACCACCUGACCCCGUACGUCCACGGCGCUGCCCAGGCCUGGACCGCCGGGGCCCCGGGGCAGGGCGACGCGAAGGAAGAAGCCGGGGCCAAGGUGGAGAAUGAGCGGGAUCUAGAGAGCGAGGUGGGGGAGGAGAGCGAGUCCGAGGAAGACAGUGAAUCGGAAGAAGAGAGCGAGACGGAGGAGGAGAGUGAGGAGGAGAGCGAGGAGGAGAGUGAAGAGGACAGUGAGGAGGAGAUGGAGGACGAGCAAGAGAGCGAAGCAGAGGAAGACAACCAGGAAGGAGAAUCCGAGGCGGAGGGAGAAACGGAGGCAGAAAGUGAGUUUGACCCAGAAAUAGAGAUGGAAGCGGAGAGAGUGGCCAAGAGGAAGUGUCCGGACCAUGGGCUCGAUUUGAGCACCUAUUGCCAGGAAGAUAAGCAGCUCAUCUGUGUCCUGUGCCCCGUCAUUGGGACUCACCAGGGCCACCAGCUCUCCACCCUCGACGAAGCCUUCGAAGAACUAAGAAGCAAAGACUCAGGCGGAUUAAAGGCAGCUAUGAUAGAGUUGGUGGAAAGGUUGAAGUUCAAGAGCUCAGAUCCUAAGGCAGUGAAGAGCAAGAGGAUGUAUACAGAUUACACUGAGUGGCUUCUGUGCAUGAUGAUAAUACAGGUAACCCGGGACCAGAUGAAGGUGUUCAUACAGCAGGAAUUUAAGAAAGUUCAGAAAGUGAUUGCUGAUGAGGAGCAGAAGGCCCUUCAUCUGGUGGACAUCCAGGAAGCAAUGGCCACUGCUCAUGUGACUGAGAUACUGGCAGACAUCCAGUCCCACAUGGACAGGUUGAUGACUCAGAUGGCCCAAGCCAAGGAACAACUUGAUACCUCUAAUGAAUCAGCUGAGCCAAAGGCAGAGGGUGACGAGGAAGGACCCAGCGGUGCCAGUGAAGAAGAGGACACAUGAAGGCUUGCCAUCCCCCGUGGAAACUCAUCCCUUCCCCCCCGUGUGUAUGUGAUGGCGUGUAUGUAGCGGCUUCUGAGUUCUGUGAAAGCUGCCCACCAACAACCGUACUUCCACCAGAUACAUCCCCAGGUCCACAACAGGCACAGAUCUCUCCAAGGGAUGACCGACUUUAUUGUUACUGACUAUGCUUUUCAUUCUCUCGUCAUGGUAGGUCAAGAAAAAGUGACCCUAUGAUCAACCAAGAACAGUUAAUUAAGAAGCAUCCUUCAGGUAGUCCUUCAAUGGCUGCUUUGAACUUACUCAGGAAAGCUAGCCCCCGUGAUAUUGUAUACUCAGACAGCAUCGCUUUAGCUGGAAGGUUCUGGAAUAAUCUUGAAGGGCAGUCAGAAUUGUUUUUCCUACCUGCUACUAAAACCCCAUUUUAUUUAUAUUGCAGCAUGGAGCAGUGGGGAGCACAGUAGGGCUCUGUAGAUAGUCUCUAAAAGUCCAGUUAUACAUUUGUGAAAAUGUGGCUCCAUGAAGUAAGAUGGGUGGCGUGAAGACGGGGUGGGAGAAGGAGUUAAAAGUUCGAAAUACAGGGAUAUUUUUAGUACAUGAGGUUAUCUGGCACUUCAGAUCCAUAAUUCAGUGCUGUGGAAAUGAAAAAAAUGAUUGAAGAGGUAGAAAGGAAAUGACUUAAAAAAAAAAAAAAAAAAAGGACCAAAGAGAUCUGAUUAAAAGUUGAAAUCAGUAUUUCUGAAACUCAAAUUGCCUGAAUUUCCAAAAUAGUCACUAAAGGAUCUGAUGGAACCUGAACAAUUUGGGUGAAUUCUGCCGGUUUUCUGGGUCUUGUUACAAUGUGAAGGCUGGGAUGUGUAUUACCAAGUGGGAAUUUUCAGUGUAUGUUUUUGUCACCCCCGCUCUAGCCCCUUUGGCCUCAUUUGGCUGAAAUGCAGUAUAGGGAGAGUCCUCGUCACUCUGGUCUGCUGAAUCAAGCCCCGUCUCUCAGCAGGCAUACCCACCUCUUCCUCCAGCUGGAACCCCUCUUCCCAUGGCACCCACCGCAGGCCUUCAGCCCUGCCCGCACACUCAGGCUCUCCCCUUUUAAGUACCAUGAGCAGAGACACGCCCCGGUGGGACUGGCAGCCUUUCCCCUCCCAAGUCCCAUUUCCUUAACAACCCAAGUUUUCUCCUCCCAAGUAAGCAGUGAUUACCAGGGAAUACAAACCUGCAAGUUAAAAAGCCUGCAUUUUCUGAAAACAUCAGUUUUACUUAACUGGUUUGGAGUCAAGGGAUCACCUUAUUUUUAGAUAAAACAGCUACAUCAUGAAA
Mustela lutreola (European mink) is the source of this 2899-nucleotide messenger RNA. It is a transcript of the gene TRIM44, whose product is annotated as tripartite motif containing 44. NCBI's taxonomy places the organism in Eukaryota, Metazoa, Chordata, Mammalia, Carnivora, Mustelidae. Gene Ontology annotation, molecular function: zinc ion binding. The record is from RefSeq and is a predicted model, not a curated record. The coding region runs from base 488 to 1588 and encodes 366 amino acids. The transcript has 6 exons.